AAACAUACAACACAAGCAACUGGUUAAAACGAUUCAGUCGCAGCACAUAUAAGAAGGCUUCAUAAGGAGAGCCCUGGCGGCCUUCUUUUCCUACGACGACAUCUUCAGACAAAGAACAGUGCAGCCGUGAAAUACGCAAAUAAAAAAGCAACCACAGAGGCACUGCUCCAGGGCACCAUCUACACGCCGCAACGUCAUUUAUGCCCUAGAGAAGCCUCAAGUCGAGCCCUUGUGUUGCGUUUCUCGCUUUUGCUGGAUAAAUACUUUUCCACGCUACCAACAAAGACGAAAAUAGAGCAAGAGGAAGGGGAAGCUGCAUCAGAACCAUGACGAUCAAGCCAGUAAGCGCACCCAGCGCGAAACGCGUGGUUGGCAACGUCGUGGAUGCGGACAACAAGGAAGCACACGCAACCGGACAGGUGGCGGUCGAGCAGUCAGUGGUUAAUCAAACGCAUCGCAAUGUCGUCAUCGAUGGUCACGGCCAGAGUCCUCAGAGGCGCGGCGAGGUCUACGACGAUUUGGCACGCACUCACCGCUGCAGCCCACACAAAAGCAGCGCACGUUCGAAGCGUCGCGAACACCACGACAGUCAUGCGCAUCAUCACAAGCGCGACCGCUUGGAGCGCGAAAAACUCAUCCAUCCGGCCGUGGCGACGGGCAGCGUGCCUGGUGUGACUAGCAGCAAAUGCACCAGUCCUCCUCUAGCCACAGCGUCUGGCAGCAGCAGCCCAUCAGCAGUGGGUCGCAAGUCGCCUGAACAUCUAAGCUUGGGAUGUGCCAAUGUGCCCACGACGCUGGGCCAGAUUCCGCCAACCACUGCGGCGGCUAAUCUAACGAAGAUAGCGGAGGAUACCUUUUCCGGUUACAACAGCGGUGACGAGCAUCUGCAGCCAAAGGAGCGCAAGAUUCCAGUGGAGGAGUGGAAACGUCGCGAUCUGGAGUUCGCCAAAUGCAUGGCAGAGAACGGCUACGAACUAAAGCCCGUCGAGGAGGACGGGGCAUGCCUCUUUCGGUCCAUCUCGCUUCAGAUAUACGGGGAUGAGGGAAUGCACGAUGUGAUUCGGCAGCAUACCAUGGAUUAUAUUCAAGAGAACCGCGAGUACUUUGGGCAGUUUGUCACCGAGGACAUCAGCAGCUAUAUCCAGCGCAAGCGGGCUCGCGAUGCUCACGGCAAUCACAUCGAGAUCCAGGCCAUAUCGGAGAUCUAUAGUCGCACCGUCGAAGUGUACUGCUAUCAGGCUACCCCAAUCAAUAUCUUCAACUCUGAGCAAUCGCAGGCUGGCUAUCCCCCGCUCCGCUUAUCGUAUCAGCGUGGCUCUCACUACAAUGCCAUCUUGGACCCCUACAAUGCCUCCGUUGGCGUUGGCCUGGGCUUGGCUGGCUACAAGCCCCAGGUUCAAACUAAAGAGGCUUUGCAUCUCAGUGAGCAGCUGGAGAUCGAGCAGACGAUGUUCGAGGACAAGCUGAAGACCACAGAUUGGGAGGCCACCAACGAGGCCAUUGAGGAGCAGAUUGCACGCGAGUCCUACUUGCAGUGGUGUCGCGACAACAUGCAACGAUCGCGCAGCAGCAACACAGCCGGCGGCUCGGCCACAUCCUCGACAGUUACUUCGGCAGAGGCUCUCACAGACUCGGACGCCUCGCCCUCCAAGUACUCGUGUGGCGGCACUAGCAGCAACGGUGAAAUCGCGGCCGCAACUCUGGCUAGCGUUAGCGGUGCUGCCGGCACAUCCACAAUGUUUUCGAUGUCGCCCAAAACACUCACCCAGUUUGGGCACAAGCUGCCGCCAGACGUCGGUGACCUGGGCGGCUAUGAAAGCGACGCCACAGACAUGAGCAGCACCAGCUCGGUGGGGCACUGCGGUGGCAACGCCUCCCCAAGCACUGCAGCCGCCCAGCGGUCUAGCAAAGCCUCCAAGUCACAGCGCCGCACUACACUGCGCAAGAAGCGCCGCCACGAAACUCGUGAGGGAUCGAUUUCUGGCAAUAGUACUGAGGCUAUUGACGCACCGGUACGCAAAAGUCCCAAGCGCGAUCCUGUUCCACCUGCAGCUCGUGCCAUCACCCCAGAGGCUGAUCAGCAGCCGUGCACAUCGAAGCAGUCGUCACACUCGCCGCAAAAGCGAUUGGAUGCUCCGUCGUCGAACAUCUACCAGGAACUACUCGAGGCUUCCCUUGCCAAUGAUGGGCUCAACGAGAGCGAGAUGCUUCAGCGGGCCAUUCAAAUGUCGACAAGUGAUUAUAUAAAAGACCAGAAGCGAAAGUAUCUCUGCGGGCCAUAGGAGAUGGACGGACAACAGCCGCCACGCGUCGUUCUUUGUACAGUGAUUUAAGAGUUCUUUUCGCAACGAAAACGAAACACAAAACCUACCAAAAACCAAACGCAGCAAAUAUCUACGAUCUGAAAUCUUUGAUGAAUUCAUGAAUUUAUUGGACAGGAAAUCGGGGCAUGCCCCUUUUUUCAAUCGCAUACACUAUACUCUAUAUACGUAUGUAUAGAUUAAAGUUUUAUUUUUUUUAAAGAAACCCCAAUACAAUGCAAAAUCAUUCAUCAUCGAA
Molecule: messenger RNA, 2559 nt
Organism: Drosophila persimilis
Lineage: Eukaryota; Metazoa; Arthropoda; Insecta; Diptera; Drosophilidae
Gene: Duba
Product: OTU domain-containing protein 5-B
Exons: 8
Coding region: 327-2282 (651 amino acids)
Biological process (GO): protein deubiquitination
Molecular function (GO): K63-linked deubiquitinase activity; cysteine-type deubiquitinase activity
Source: RefSeq, a predicted model, not a curated record